UUUAAUUUUUUUUUUUGGUUUGUCGUGACUGUUUUUUGCUAAAAUUUUCUUGAUCAUCGUCGGACCAGAAUUCACACUGCGUAGUUUCCUUUUGACGCCUGCUUUUACGCAAAUUGUCAAACGAGCAAAGCAUUUUCCUUCAUGUCUUGCCAAAAAUUUCCCAGCAUCAGCGUUCAGGCCAAUCGAGUAAACAGCUGCUGCCGCCUUCAUCUAGCGGCCAUGUCAGCACUUUAACAACGACAACAACAACAACAACUAGAAGAAGCAAAGAGCGACCAAAAUAUUAAUCAAAAUCUAUUUCGAAAAAAACAACAACAACAGACCCAAACAUACAAUUAUUGAAAAACCAAACGUAAAUAUUCGAAAAGAAAGACGAAGAAGAAAAAACUUAAUCAACACUUCUUGGCAAGCAAUCAAGAAAUAGGAAAAUCCAUUUCCAUUUUCCGAGACAGCAGCAACGAGAGACCAAAAAAAAAGUUGUGCGUUCCGAUAAAACGUUAAUAAAACCGAGACGAAGACGAGUUUUUUAUAUAUUGCUUAGUUAUACCAACAAUUGCAUGGGUAAAGUUAUGAGAGUGAAUUCGUUACCGCCGCCCGUCCACAAGUGCCACGCCCACGCCACUAGCGCCAAACAACAGCAGGAAGAAAAACAAUUGAAAUUGAAAAGAAUCCAAAUCUAUUUUAUGUUCAACAAUUUGUGUAAAAGAAAAACUUUAACAGAGUAUAAUUCAUUGACACUAAAACUAAAAUCGGAAAGUGAGUAAAAACUAAAACUCAACCUGAUACGAAAAUCGCGUAACUCCCUGUUUUCCAUCAAAGACAAUCAGUUAACAGAGCUGCAUUUGGCUCCAAUCCGCGCAUCGCGUAGUGUCUUGUGAGUACGAACGCAACGAAUUUACAUAAGUCUAUAAAAUUGUAACCAAUCAAACCACAAAAUUAAAAACCUAUUGUAACCUAUCAAAUUUUAUCAAACGAAAAGUAAACAAAAAUCACAAUAUAUAUAUAUAAUACAUACAUAUAUAUUUAAGCUGAUAAAUCGUGAUCACAAAAGAGCUGAAACCAAAGAUCGAAGUAACUGCAAGCUUCCAACUGAUACACCCAGAGCAAUACCAACAACAAUUACAAAAUGGUUGGCGUUACGGCCGACUCAUCACAGGCGGCCCAAUUGUCCUCGGCCAAGAAUCCCAUGAUCAAGUAUAUGCUUAAGACACGUGAGAAUCAUGCCCGCGAACAGGAUAAUGACUAUUCGCAUGUAUUUCGCCGCAAAACGGGCUUUGAGAUGUUUCGCUUAUCGGCCAUUGCCAUGGCCAUAGAGUUUGCCUAUGCGGCUGAGACGAGUUUCGUGUCACCCAUUUUACUGCAAAUUGGCAUCGAUCACAAACACAUGACCAUGGCCUGGGGUCUGUCGCCCUUGAUUGGUUUCUUUGUGUCACCGUUGCUGGGAAGCAUAAGUGAUCGCUGUAAAUUACGCUGGGGUCGACGUCGUCCCAUCAUUUCCAUCCUAUCGUUGGGCAUCUUUCUUGGUCUUAUACUUGUGCCCUAUGGCAAGGAAUUGGGCGCAAUGCUGGGCGAUGAGGGCUAUAAUUAUACCAUGGAAGCUGCAACAGGAUUUGGUACGAAUUUUACCAAUUUCGCAACAGAUGAAAGUGGUGCAGCGGUGGCCGCUCUAAUGGCAGCAACAAGAAUUGAAGAACCAACAACUGGGCCAACGGCUGCCAAUUAUAAAUUUGCUGUGAUUUUAACCAUUUUGGGUAUGGUUUUGUUGGAUUUUGAUGCGGAUACUUGCCAGACACCGGCACGCACUUAUCUCCUGGACAUGUGUGUGCCCGAGGAGCAACCGAAAGCGAUGACCAUGUUUGCUCUAUUCGCCGGUUUCGGUGGCACCAUUGGCUAUGCCAUUGGCGGCAUCGACUGGGAGAAUACACACAUUGGCAGCUUUCUGGGUGGCAAUAUACCCACCGUAUUUGGACUUGUGACCAUUAUCUUUGUGAUAUGCUAUUUAAUAACUAUAACAACAUUUCGUGAGAUUCCCCUUAAUCUAAUCGAACGGGAUGAACUGAUGCGACCAUUGUCGGAGGGAGCGAUUAAAAAGGAAUUGAAAAAGAACAACAAUGCCAUUUACUAUAUACAGGAGACCACCUCCCUGGAACUUCAAAUGGCUGCCGAUGAUGCUAAGCGAGCAGAGGCUCUAAGCUAUCAGAAUGGGAAUACAAAUAGCAACUAUAAGACUGGAAAACUUGAAAACGGCGUCCAAGAUGCCUCAGAGCCAGAAGCCCCCGUUUCGUUGAGUGCCUAUCUGAAGAGUAUUUUCAUUAUGCCCUAUUCAAUGCGUAUGCUGGCCCUGACCAAUCUCUUUUGCUGGAUGGGGCAUGUUACUUAUUGUCUCUAUUUCACCGACUUUGUUGGUGAAGCUGUCUUCCAUGGUGAUCCAACAGCACCACCAAAUUCGAAAGCAGCUGAACUUUAUGAAGCUGGUGUUAGAUUCGGUUGCUGGGGCAUGGCUAUUUAUGCCUUCUCCUGUUCCAUUUACUCACUUUCGGUGACCAAAUUGAUGAAAUGGUUUGGCACAAAGGCGGUGUAUAUAAGUGGAAUGAUCUAUUAUGGUAUUGGCAUGCUAAUCCUUGGUCUCUGGCCAACCAAAUGGGGCGUCUUAGUGUUUAGCACUUCGGCUGGUAUUCUAUAUGGCACAAUAUUUACUGUACCCUUCAUUCUGGUGGCCAACUACCAUGCCAAAAAUUGUUUCCGUGUUCAUAAUGGCGAAACGGUACCGUUGAAGCAGGCUCGUGGUCUGGGCACUGAUGUGGCCAUCAUUAGCAGUGUUGUCUUUAUAGCUCAAUUGAUUGUCUCAUUGAGUGUGGGACCGCUUGUCUCAUGGAUGGAGACAACUUGCGCCGUUUUGUAUGCCUCAACAUUUCUUUCCUUCAUGGCGGCCAUAGCAGCCAUGUUUGUGUUAUAUGUCUAGAGUCUAGACAUUAGACUGCAGUCCCUAGACCUAAAGUCCUUCGACUCCAGACUAUUUAACCCAACAAUGAAAUGCUAACAGUGUGGCUUUCAAAAUGUAUUUUAUUAUUAAUGAUUU
Drosophila willistoni is the source of this 3079-nucleotide messenger RNA. RefSeq names its product proton-associated sugar transporter A (gene Slc45-1). NCBI's taxonomy places the organism in Eukaryota, Metazoa, Arthropoda, Insecta, Diptera, Drosophilidae. Bases 1127 to 2962 code for a protein of 611 amino acids. Gene Ontology annotation, molecular function: sucrose:proton symporter activity. Gene Ontology annotation, biological process: transmembrane transport. The transcript has 4 exons. The record is from RefSeq and is a predicted model, not a curated record. Gene Ontology annotation, cellular component: membrane.